GUCCCGGAAGUGCCCCUCUCUGGGACGCUGGUCGCCAGGGGCCGCUCGCGGGCCUGGUCUCCUUGGCAACAGGAGCUCCGCCCCUCCGCCCCUAUAACCUUUAGGGUGCGCGGGCGCCGCGUCUGUGCGCUCACUCCCUCUCCGCCCCUUCGCUCAGGCCUCCUCGGCCGGAAGCGAAGAUGGCGGCAGCAGCGGCAGCGGGCGCGGCGUCUGCCGAGCUAGUGAUCGGCUGGUGCAUCUUCGGCCUCCUGCUCCUGGCUAUUUUGGCAUUUUGCUGGAUAUAUGUUCGUAAAUAUCAAAGUCAGCGGGAAAGUGAAGUUGUCUCCACCAUAACAGCAAUUUUUUCUCUGGCGAUUGCACUGAUCACAUCAGCACUUCUCCCAGUGGAUAUAUUUUUGGUUUCUUACAUGAAAAAUCAAAAUGGUACAUUUAAGGACUGGGCUAAUGCUAAUGUCAGCAGACAGAUCGAGGACACGGUAUUAUAUGGUUACUAUACCUUAUAUUCUGUUAUAUUAUUCUGUGUGUUCUUCUGGAUCCCUUUUGUCUACUUCUACUAUGAAGAAAAAGAUGAUGAUGAUACUGGUAAAUGCACUCAAAUUAAGACAGCACUCAAGUAUACAUUGGGAUUUGUUAUGAUUUGCGCACUUCUUCUUUUAGUUGGUGCUUUUGUUCCAUUGAAUGUUCCCAAUAACAAAAAUUCUACAGAAUGGGAAAAGGUGAAAUUCCUGUUUCAAGAACUUGGAAGUAGUCAUGGUUUAGCUGCCUUGUCAUUUUCCAUUAGUUCUCUGACCUUGAUUGGAAUGUUGGCAGCUAUAACCUACACAGCCUAUGGCAUGUCGGCACUGCCUUUAAACCUGAUAAAAGGCACGAGAAGCGCUGCUUACGAACGUUUAGAGAACACUGAAGACAUUGAAGAAGUGGAGCAACACAUCCAGACAAUUAAAUCGAAGAGCAAAGAUGGUCGACCUUUGCCAAUAAGGGAUAGACGUGCCUUAAAACAAUUUGAAGAAAGGUUACGGACACUUAGAAAAAGAGAGAGACAUUUAGAAUUCAUUGAAAAUAGCUGGUGGACAAAAUUCUGUGGUGCUCUGCGUCCCCUGAAGAUCAUUUGGGGAGUAUUUUUCAUCUUAGUUGCAUUGCUAUUUGUAGUCUCUCUCUUCCUGUCAAACUUGGAUAAAGCUCUUCAUUCAGCUGGAAUAGAUUCUGGUUUCAUAAUUUUUGGAGCUAACCUGAGUAAUCCACUGAAUAUGCUUUUGCCUUUACUACAAACAGUGUUUCCUCUUGAUUAUAUUCUUAUAACAAUUAUUAUUAUGUACUUUAUUUUUACUUCAAUGGCGGGGAUUCGAAAUAUUGGCAUAUGGUUCUUCUGGAUUAGAUUGUAUAAAAUCAGAAGGGGUAGAACCAGGCCCCAGGCUCUUCUGUUUCUCUGCAUGAUACUUCUGCUUAUUGUCCUUCACACUAGCUACAUGAUUUACAGUCUCGCUCCCCAAUAUGUUAUGUAUGGAAGCCAAAACUACCUAAUAGAGAGCAAUAUAACUUACGAUGACCAUAAAGGCAAUUCAACUCUGUCUGUGCCAAAAAGAUGUGAUGCAGAUGCCCCUGAAGAUCAAUGUACUGUCACCCGGACAUACCUGUUCCUUCACAAGUUCUGGUUCUUUAGUGCUGCCUACUAUUUUGGUAACUGGGCCUUUCUUGGGGUGUUCGUGAUUGGGUUGAUCGUAUCCUGUUGUAAAGGGAAGAAAUCGGUCAUUGAAGGAGUGGAUGAGGAUGACUCAGACCUAAGUGAUGAUGAGCCCUCCAUCUAUUCUGUCUGACUGCCUCUCUGGUACGGGUUUUACAAAGCUGACUAUUUCUUGUGUAUUUUUAAAGUGUCAAACUAACAUUAGGAUGAACUGACUAGCUUUCAUCAAAAAUGGGAGCAUGGCUAUUAAAAAACUAUAUUUUUUAUGUUUUCUGAAGUAAUGUUAUUGUAUCAUAGAUUAACAUUUAAAUUGCUAUAAUAAUACUGUGUAAAUAUAAAACUACUGGCUUUGUGAGGGAAUGUGGAAAUUUUUUUUCUAGUGUGUAAUAUAAUAGUGAUGAAUUGAUUAAAAAUCUUCCAGAAGUAAUAUUCCCUUUUGUCACUUUGUAAAAAUGUAAUAAAUCACUCAUAUUUGUGCCUUUGGGUCUCUAUAGAGUAAUGUGGAAUUUUCAAGUGUCUAUAUCUGAUUUCUAAAAAUAAUAUUUAUAAUAGAGCUGAUAAAUAAAUAUUACUCCCCAAUACAGCUUGUUUUCUAUUUUAUACAUUAAAUCAUUAGUGCCAUUGAAAUAGAUUUCAUGACUAAAUUUCAAGGCUACAUGUUGCACUAAUAAAACCAUGGCAUUCCAAGAUGUAUUAUAUUUAAAGAUAAUUAUCCAUUAGCUAUCUUAUCACCUCUACAGUGUUAAAGACACAUACAUUUUUGUAGGUUGCUAACCUUAAAAUUUGUAUGCCAGCAUAAAUGGGAGUAUUGUCAAUAAUAGCUAAUGCUGGGAAAAAAAUCAAUGUUCUAAUCAGUAUAAGAUAUAUGACAUGUUUUGGCUUUUAAAAAUAUUGUUCUCAUUCUAAAGAUUUAGAAUUUGCCAAAGAUAUAGGGAAAGCUAUAUAAUUAUUGAUUGGCUAUUUUGUAUUCAUUCUAGAAGGUGAGAGAUCAUCACAAGUAAUAUCCAAGCUUACUACCACAGGCAAAUUAGAACUCAUAAAAAGCACAUAUUAUGAUCCUUGAAAUAAAAUAACCAUUAAGUAUCUGAAAAAAACUUAGGCAUUAACAACCACCUCCCACUUAAUUCUUCUCUGCCUUAAUUUUUGUGCCACUUUGGGGUUCUGAUUCUUUGUCUGUCUUGGUAGACCUUUGCACCCCUUCAUGUUUGGCACCCUUUAAUAGUAUUCACCAAGAUCCAUCCCCUUGUAUUCUUAUUUCACAUUUUCUUUCUGGUCAAUCUCACAUACCCUUGGCUCCACCUAUGUUAUUCUUAAGCUGCAAACUUUUACUUCUUUGUUAACUAGAAAUUACUACUUCAAUUACAGCAUGUUGAUAAUUGAACUUCUCAUUUUUUUCUGGGCAUAUCAAGCCUCCUCCCAUAUUCAUUUUUUGACAAAUGGCUCCAGCUCAUACAUGAUUGCCGAAACAAACAAA
Sus scrofa (pig) is the source of this 3155-nucleotide messenger RNA. It is a transcript of the gene LMBRD1, whose product is annotated as LMBR1 domain containing 1. Gene Ontology annotation, biological process: protein localization to lysosome. Gene Ontology annotation, cellular component: lysosomal membrane. NCBI's taxonomy places the organism in Eukaryota, Metazoa, Chordata, Mammalia, Artiodactyla, Suidae. The record is from RefSeq and is a predicted model, not a curated record.